This is a messenger RNA of Zingiber officinale, 759 nucleotides long. RefSeq names its product abscisic acid receptor PYL12-like. The transcript has a single exon. Bases 28 to 606 code for a protein of 192 amino acids. Gene Ontology annotation, cellular component: cytoplasm; nucleus. Gene Ontology annotation, biological process: abscisic acid-activated signaling pathway. The record is from RefSeq and is a predicted model, not a curated record. Gene Ontology annotation, molecular function: abscisic acid binding; protein phosphatase inhibitor activity; signaling receptor activity. NCBI's taxonomy places the organism in Eukaryota, Viridiplantae, Streptophyta, Magnoliopsida, Zingiberales, Zingiberaceae.
UGGAACGAUAAGGAUCGAAUCGAUGCCAUGCCUCUGUUGCCGAGCCCGGUGGCGGCGAGCCCUGCGACGCAGGAGGUGGUGCGGCGGUACCACUGCCGGCGGACGGCGCCGGGGCAGUGUAGCUCCGUGAACGUGCAGUACGCGGCGGCGCCGGUGCCGGUGGUGUGGUCGCUGGUGCGCCGCUUCGAUCGGCCGCAGGACUACAAGCAGUUCCUGCGCGACUGCGACCUGCGCGCGGGCGACGGCGGCGUCGGCAGCGUCCGGGAGGUCACCGUCGUGUCCGGGCUCCCCGCGGAGACCAGCACGGAGCGGCUGGACGCUCUGGACGAGGAGCGGCACCUGAUGAGCUUCACGGUGCUCGGCGGGGACCAUCGCCUGGCCAACUACCGGUCCACCAUCACGCUGCACGGACGGGGAGAGGGCACCGUGGUGGUGGAGUCCUACGUGGUGGACGUGCCGCAGGGGAACACCGGGGAGGAGACCUGCUUCUUCGCCGACACCAUCGUGCGAUGCAACCUCAAGGCCCUCGCCAGCAUCGCCGAGGAGAUGAACCGAGGAGCCGCCUCCUCAUCUAGAGCCGACGGCUUGAGACGCCUCUUCUCUUGAUUAACCAAGUACAAGUAGUCUUUUAUGCAUGUGUUUACUGUUUAGUAUAUAUGUAAAUAUUCGUAGCUGGAGCAGACGAUCGAGAAACACAUCGCCUCAGUGUUGAUAUUAUAAUUAUAGCUCGCUAGCUAAAGGUUUUAGUGAUUCUGUCAG